Molecule: messenger RNA, 1998 nt
Organism: Apis cerana (Asiatic honeybee)
Lineage: Eukaryota; Metazoa; Arthropoda; Insecta; Hymenoptera; Apidae
Gene: Pisd
Product: phosphatidylserine decarboxylase
Biological process (GO): phosphatidylethanolamine biosynthetic process
Cellular component (GO): mitochondrion
Molecular function (GO): phosphatidylserine decarboxylase activity
Source: RefSeq, a predicted model, not a curated record
GGUACUGUGUAUAUCACUCGAAAACAAUGGGAGAACGUAUACCAUCCAGAAAAAAAUAAAAAAAAAGGAACUGAUCCACCUGCCACGACGUGGAGCCACCUGUUAUUACGCUUUUCUUGCGGUGAUUACAACCGGUGAUGAGUCUCUUCAGAAUUUGUCGUUUAAUUCAAGAUGUGAGAAAAAACUAUUGUAAAUAUUAUAUAAAUGUGUAUACAAAAAGAAAUUUUAAAAAUAUAAUAAAUGAGAAAUUUUCAAAAGUAUAUAAUUCAAAUAUAUAUACAAAUCAAUAUAAAUAUUACUCAUUUAUGAAGCAACGAAAAUGGACUGUUUCUCUUGCAUUUGGAAUAUCAUUAUUAGCAGCAUUACAAUAUAGAUAUUUGAAAAACUAUAUAACUCAAGACAAUAAUGUAUAUGAGCCAUUCAAUAUCCUUGCGAUAAAAUGUUAUAAUUUUUUGCCACUUCGAAUAAUAAGUAGAAUAUGGGGUUGGAUAGCCAGUUUGGAAUUACCAGUUAGUUUAAGACCAACCUUAUAUGAAUUUUAUGCAAAAACUUUUGAUGUUAAUUUAAAUGAAAUUGACAUAAAUUUAUCAGAUUUUCCAAGUCUUGUUGAUUUUUUUGUUAGACCACUCAAAUAUGAUGCAAGACCCAUUGAUCAAAAUACAAGUAUAGUUUCACCUGCUGAUGGAAAAGUAUUAUAUUGUGGACCAGUCACUUCAUGUUCUGUACAACAAGUGAAGGGUGUAACUUAUAAUCUCAGACAUUUUUUAGGUGAUAUAAAUACACUUGAUUCUGAUCAUUAUAAAUUUACAAAAGAAGAUGAUGAUGCUUAUAUAAAAUCCCUUUUAACAAACCCAAUGAAUCAACUCUAUCAAUUAACAAUUUAUCUUGCUCCAGGAGAUUAUCAUAGAUUUCAUAGUUCAACUCAUUGGGAAAUAAAAUUUCGUAGACAUUUUCAAGGAAAGCUUUUAAGUGUUAAUCCUAAAGUAGCAAAAUAUUUACCAGAUUUAUUUUCAUUAAACGAACGUGUAAUAUAUAUUGGUAAAUGGGCUGAUGGUUUUAUGGCUUAUAGUGCAGUUGGUGCAACAAAUGUAGGUUCUAUAAAAGUUUACUGCGAUAAAGAUUUAUAUACAAAUGCUAUUAAAUGGCCUGAAAUCAAACACUGGAAAGAUGCUAAUUUAAAUUGUAUAUAUUUAAAAAAAGGAGAAUUGUUUGGUGAAUUUAGAAUGGGAUCUACUAUUAUAUUAUUAUUUGAAGCUUCAAGAGAUUUUAAAUUUUGUGUACAUGUUGGACAAACAAUAAAAAUGGGUCAAGCUUUAAGUGAAUACAUUCCUGAAAUUGAAAUAAAACAAUAUGAACAUUCAUUAUGACAAUUAAUAAUGCGCGUAGCGCUUGAUUGGAAAUAUGUUUGGAGAAUAGGUACUUAAAAUUUAUUCAUUGAUAUUGUGUGAAUCUUUAUUUUUUGUGAUAUUAUUUUAAAUAAACUAUAGAGCAAAUAUGAUUAUAAAUGGAAAUAUAAUAAAUAUUUUAAAUAUUAAACAUUUUGUAAAAAAUUAAAAUUUUACAAAAUUUUAUUCAAUAAAUUCAUAAAUAAAAUGCAUCUAUAUAUAAAUUCAUAAAUAAAAUACAACUAUAAUAGAAAUUAUUAAUAAUUCAUAUUACUUAAUAUUUGAAAAAAUUGAAUUAUUUUUGUUACUUAUUAUCAAAUAUUUAAUAAAAUACUUUGUAUUUUUAAAAUAUUAAUAUAUUUAUCUUAUAAAUUACCAUAUUAAAUUGAUUAUAUUUACUUAGUAUAGUUAUUUAUAUGUUUAUAUUUCAAUUUUGUAAUUUUUGAAAAUUUUUGUUUUGAGUAAAAAUAUGUAGUAUUAUAAAUAUAAUAAAAUAUCAUAAUAUUAUAUUAUAAAAAUAUUUGUCAUAUAAAUAUUUUUUUAAAUAUUUUUCAUAUUUUAUAAAAAAUAAUUUCAAAUUUGUAAAUUUAAAGAAUAAAUGUGAUUAAAAAUA